This is a messenger RNA of Cuscuta epithymum, 1063 nucleotides long. Lineage: Eukaryota; Viridiplantae; Streptophyta; Magnoliopsida; Solanales; Convolvulaceae. The record is from the annotation of a GenBank genome assembly.
UGACAAUUAAUAAAAAUCAGGGUCAAUCGCUUUCUCACGUCGGGUUGUUUUUAAGGAACCCUGUUUUUUGUCAUGGUCAACUCUAUGUUGCCGUGUCACGAGUCACCACACGUCAAGGAUUGAAAAUAUUGAUAUCCACCGAGGACGGCACCCAAAGUAGUUCCACAAUGAACGUGGUGUAUCCCGAGGUUGGGCUCUCCGUGCUGCAAGCUGAAGCUGCGAGGGAUGCUGACGCCCUUCAGGCUAAGAAUAAGGCGGAUGCAGCCCUGAAGAAGGCGCGGGAGGCCGCCCGUCUCUUAGAGAAAGAUGUGGCUGCCAAGGACAAGGAGUUGCAGGCCGCCUGGCAAGAAGCUCGUGAGUCAGCCGAGCAGGUUGCUGCCUUUGAGAAGGCUGGGUUCAAGCUCGUCCCGGUCCUUCCCGCCCAGAAGGAUGUGGCCCCUGAAUGGCUCGUUGAUACUUCUGGGUAUGAAAAUAUCGGGGCCUUUAUGAUUGCCGCCCAGAGGUAUUGCGGAGGUGCGUUCGGCGAUGUAUUCUCGGCCGAGCUGGAGAAGGAGAAACCGAAAGACCGCCUUCGAUUCGGGGUCCGGGUUAAGCCAGCUACUCAGUUUGAGUUUGAGGUGGUGGACACAACUUCCAGAAGCUUUGUUGUUGAUUUGAAGGCCAAGACAUGCUCAUGUUGUGAGUUUCAACUUGAGCAGUUCAUAUGUGUUCAUGGUGUCGCUGUGGUGUGUAAUCGUCGCGGUUUAUCUUGUUAUGACUAUAUUUCAAAGUAUUACUUCACACAAUCUUGGGUUGCUGCUUAUAGUGGUGCGGUUCACCCUAUUGGUUCUCUUGUGGAUUGGGACAUUCCUGCUUCUGUAAGGUCUACAAUAUGCAAGCCGCCUACAUGUGAUACACGCCAACCUGGUAGACCUAAGAAGAAACGUAUACCUUCAACUGGAGAAUUUUCUUCCCGCCAACGGUGUUCACGGUGUAAAAAGGAUGGACACAAUAAGAAGUCAUGCAGAAAUCCCCUUUCAGUCCGUCGUGUUUAGUUUCAAAAUAAACUAGCAUUUGUGUUCAC